Paramisgurnus dabryanus is the source of this 837-nucleotide messenger RNA. Lineage: Eukaryota; Metazoa; Chordata; Actinopteri; Cypriniformes; Cobitidae. The record is from RefSeq and is a predicted model, not a curated record.
AUGAAUAACUCCACUGUCAACUUCAUAACCGAAUCACCAACAGACUCGACAACUCUUAUCGUUGUGACCAUGGACCUUAUACAAGUGUGUGUGUCCUGCAUCAAUAUACUGUUUGGUUUUCUUAUUCACUCUUUUGUUAUAUGGCUCAUCGUCACAGGAACAGAAAACAAAAUUGCAUCCGAGUUUUUCAACCUGAAUCUCUCUUUCUGUGAGAUUGGAAUCUGUGUGAAUAGUAUUUUUAAUAUACUGUCAAUUUGGUUUUCAAGUGUUGAUUUAGUGGGAUAUUUUAUAUCAGGACUAAGCAUCACUGGCCGUCCUCUGUUUCAGUGUCUGAUCUGUGUCGAGCGUUACCUGGCUGUGGUUCAUCCUGUAACCUUUCUGAAGUUCAAACCUGUCAGAUACAGACUGAUCUGUUGCACUGCUGCCUGGAUCAUUAGUCUUGGCUCUUGUUUGUCUGUAAUGGUUAUUGUUGCCUCAUUAAAAGUUUAUAUUUAUUCAUUGUUCUACUCAGUGCAGUUCCUCCUCUUUCUCUCCAUUCAGUUGUUUUGUUGUGUGGCUGUUCUCAGAGCUCUGAAGCAGUCAGGACCAGGAGAGAGAGGAAAAGAGAAAGAGGAGGAAAAUCAAGUGAAGAGAAAAGCAUUUCAUCUCAUUCUAAUAAGUGCUAUAAACACAGUUAUCAUAUACCUGCCAUAUUGUGUUUCAGGAUUUAUGGAUAUUUUCUCAAAACUGCAUAUUCCAGCUCUUUGGUGUAUUGGUUUUGUGUGUUAUGUUGUGGCGGGUUUUGUACAUCCGAUUCUUUUUCUGCGCAGAGCUGGAAAACUUCCCUUGUGCGGUUAA